AUGAAGAAGGUGGUAUUGAAAUUGGAUUUACACGAUGACAGGCAAAAGCAAAAGGCCUUGAAAUCAGUCUCCAGCCUUACUGGCAUUGACUCUAUUGCUAUGGACAUGAAGGAGAGGAAACUAACCGUGAUCGGCGACAUAGACCCGGUCGAUGUGGUAGCCAAAUUGAGAAAAUGUUGGCACACAGACAUAAUAACAGUUGGACCAGCAAAAGAAGAAAAGAAAGAUGAGAAGAAAAAAGAUGAAGGCAAGAAGGAGGGUGAUAAGAAGAAAGACCCAGUUGCUGAGCUUGUCAAAGCCUACGAAGCCUACAAUCCUUGCAUGACCAAGUACUACUGUGUGCAAAGUGCAGAAGAAAACCCUAAUGCAUGUGUGAUAUGUUAA
Messenger RNA from Prunus armeniaca (apricot), 384 nucleotides. The record is from the annotation of a GenBank genome assembly. NCBI's taxonomy places the organism in Eukaryota, Viridiplantae, Streptophyta, Magnoliopsida, Rosales, Rosaceae.